AUUUCCCUCAGAAAUCGCCGGAGUUUGACAAACAUGUAUACCAUGUGGACGGAACUGACGGGUACAGAGGGUACAAAAUUUGUAAAUUAUGGAAAUUACUGUGGUUUAGGUGGAAGUGGAACUCCAGUGGAUCCACUGGAUGGGUGCUGUCAAAGCCAUGAUUUGUGUUACGAGGAGGUCGAGUUGUCUGCUUGCCAACAGGAAGGAGAAAAAGCUUUGUAUGGCAAAAACUAUAACUACAAGAUAGAGAAUGAAAGAGCAACAUGUGCUGGAUUCCUCAAAAGGAAAAAAAGGAGAUGCAAAAAACGUCGUUGCAAAAAACGUCGAACGCUGAGAUAUACAGGUGAUAAUUCUACAUCGAAAGAUAAAAAUGACGACACUUGUGCAACGUCUUUGUGCCUUUGUGACGUCGUUUUGAAUAAUUGCGUUAAGUCUAAUCUUCACCUUUAUAACCCUGAGUACUAUCAUCAAGUCAGCAUCUCCGAGGCCAUGAUGCAAGGAAAUUACUUGAAGAACAUUUUGUGAUCCGGAAAUAAUUGCACUUGGAACCAAAAAAAUAAAAAUCUCUAAUUUUUUUAAAAAUAUUAAUUGUUAAUUUAUUCAUAUAAAAUUGCAUUUAUAAAUAUAACGAUAAAUAUUUAUCCGGAUAAAAGUUACUUCUGAUAUUUUUUCAAUAAAUUUUUAAUACAAAAGCAAAAACGCACACAAAAAUUUUUUAAAUCUAUAAUAUUUCUUUCAUCACUUACACGUAAAGAAAAAUUACUUAAAAGUAUUUUAAUAUAUGAGCAUUUUGUCUGUUUCAAUCUUACUUUUAUAAACUCGUUUUUAAAUUUAUUAUUGUGCCAGUUAUAUUUGUGUUAAUAAUUGAAUUUUGUUCUUAUUUUUUAAUUUUAUUCUUUUAUAAUUUUAUUUAUCCGUAACCUCGAUAAGUUAAACAUUCCUCAAUCGAUAAAUAUCUACCUUAGCUCGGGAAACGAUAUGAGCGACUGAUUUGCAAUAUACAAUUCUGGAACAGAAACGUCCACCCAGUUUAAAGCAUUUAAAUCUGACAAAUUUUCAACUUUUUUUAAAUAAAUUUAUCAGUUUUAAUCUGAAUACCUUAAAUUUAAUGUUCUUUCUUCAUCUUCUUCUCAUUUUCCUAGUAAUAAUUAAAAUUGUAAUUUAAAGCAUGUAGAAUAUUAUGACUGUUUGAUGUAUCCCCACCGAUUUUUUGUCACGCUAUUUGUCAAAACAACAUCUUUCUCUGUUCUAUAUUUGAUUCGACUUUUGUCUGUAUAACAACGAAUGUUGAAUAAAAAUUCUAAUGUCCGUAAUAUUAUCUUUUGUGGAAAAAAUAAAUAUUUUAUGAACUGUCA
Messenger RNA from Parasteatoda tepidariorum (common house spider), 1355 nucleotides. Lineage: Eukaryota; Metazoa; Arthropoda; Arachnida; Araneae; Theridiidae. The record is from RefSeq and is a predicted model, not a curated record.